Bactrocera tryoni is the source of this 1439-nucleotide messenger RNA. It is a transcript of the gene JMJD4, whose product is annotated as 2-oxoglutarate and iron-dependent oxygenase JMJD4 homolog. Gene Ontology annotation, molecular function: sequence-specific DNA binding; histone H4R3 demethylase activity. Gene Ontology annotation, cellular component: cytoplasm; nucleus. The transcript has 2 exons. The record is from RefSeq and is a predicted model, not a curated record. NCBI's taxonomy places the organism in Eukaryota, Metazoa, Arthropoda, Insecta, Diptera, Tephritidae. Bases 82 to 1308 code for a protein of 408 amino acids. Gene Ontology annotation, biological process: negative regulation of gene expression; positive regulation of translational termination; protein hydroxylation.
AUGUACAUAUAUUGCGUAUGGAGAUGCAUAGCAACGUAUGGGAAUAUAGCACGGUAUAACAACCGAGUUAGGUAGAUAAAUAUGAUUCGCUUAGACUUAGAGAAUUGUAUUAAAUUAGACACACAUUUAAAAAAUGACAUAAUAAGAUUUGGUGUAGACGAGAUAUCUUAUAAUACUUUUUAUCGGGGAUUUCUUAACCAAAAUUGGCCAGCAGUUAUAACAAAUAUAUCUAGUGAUUGGGAAUGCAGUCACACGUGGAUAUCAAGAAAAAAUGCUGCACAGAUGAAUAUAAAUUUUGCCUAUCUUAAGGAUAAAAUAAAGGACUGUUUAGUUCCUGUAACAAAUUGUAUAGAUAAAAAUGUAUCAAUUGAAGUACCAUUUUACGAUUAUAUUGACAAAUGGGAAAAAUCUAUUGUAAGUCGAAAUAGUGGUGAAGCUUCUGUAUAUCUUUAUUUAAAAGAUUGGCAUUUAAAAGCAUAUCUUCGGAAUUACGAGUUCUAUAAUGUUCCUAAGCAUUUUUUUUCGGAUUGGUUGAAUGAAUUUUUAACUGAGAAUUACCAAGAUGAUUAUCGAUUCGUUUAUAUGGGACCGAAAAAUACAUGCAGGACUCCUUUUCAUGUAGAUGUUUUUGGAUCAUUCAGUUGGUCUGCAAAUGUAUACGGUUGCAAAAAGUGGAUUCUCUUGCCUCCCGGUGAGGAGUUGAAAUUAUUGGAUCAGUAUAAAAAACUACCUUAUGAAAUUAAUGAGGAAACUUUACGUAAAUCAAAUAUAAAGUAUUUCGUAGUAUAUCAACAACAAAACGAAGCCAUAUUUGUCCCAAGUGGGUGGUAUCAUCAAGUAUCUAAUAUUACUGACACUAUAUCGGUGAAUCAUAACUGGUUUAACGCUGCCAAUUUAAAAUAUAUAUGGAAUAAUAUUUCGUCUAAUUUGAGGAAAGUUGUGAUUGAGAUCAAUGAUUUCAGAAGAAGUCAUAAUUUUAAUGAACAAUGUCAGCAAAUUUUGCACCUAGACUUUGGCUUAAAUAUUGCCGAAUUUCUGGAAAUACUGUGUUUUAUCGCCAAAAGACGGUUAUUUCUGUUGAAAAAGCAGGGAAACUCAAAUAUUAAAAAUAUUCAGUGUCCUUCAAGUCAUAUUUUUUAUAUCAAUGACUUUCAUAUAUACUAUGAUUUAAAAAAUAUCGAUACUGUACUAAAAACUAUGAUUCAGGAUAAAUUUGUAUACAGUUGUUCCAGAUUGUACAACAAAUGUAUAAAAUUUAUCAAUCGUAUUAAUACUAGUCAAAUAAACAAGAAUAUACCUUAUUUAUGAAAAACUAAUCUGUUAAAAACCAGUUAUAACUUAACCGGUAUAUAAAUAUUGAAAUAUUUGCUCUUAAGAUAAUUGGCACCAAUGUAUUGUAAUCUGAAAAAUAAGGAAAAUAUACAAAUAUUAAAUCGAAA